CUGCUACCUCUUCCUCCACCAAAUUUCCCUACCAACCAACAACAACAUUGCUGGUUUUUUUGUGCCGCUCGUAAGUACCAUUGUUCGCUCCUGAAUAUCUACUCGCUCCUGCCAUCGGUGCGACCCCUUUCGUGUCGUCUUUGCGUUGACGCAUGAUUUUAGCAAUGACAUACACACCAGAGAUGUACGGUUUGCGUCGCGGCAAACCGGGUCCCGGCAACGACUACUACCAGGCGAGCAACAAGCCCCCCGGUGCCCUGGCCGCACAGUGUGCCCACGAGAGGUCGGCUGCCGACGUGCAAGAAUGGCGCGAGGAGGAGUUCGUAGCCAGAGUCGACGACAUAAAGCGUCUGAAGAAGAGAAACCUGGCCAAGAAGAAUGGUUCCGUCAUGGAGAAGCUCUUGCGUCGCAUUGGCCUCGGUUUCUUGGUCGACGGCGAGGACAUGAGUGCUCAUGAUCAGGCACUCCAUUCCAUGCCGAACUACGAGCACCUUGACGACAAGCAGCGUGCCCGUCUCCGUGAGACGACCCCCUACCCCUUCCACACGAAGGAGUCUGCACAGGCGUUCAAGGAUGACAAGGCUCGCCGUCAGCGGAUCAGAGACGAGGAACAAGACGCCAGAGACAUGGCAAAGGCCUUCGAGUACUUCGACGAUGCAGCCUCGUUGACCCAGUAUCACUACUACCUGGUCGGAAAGAAGCUCGUACGCCGCCCUAAGUUCUCCGGCGGAUUCGAAUCGCUGUAUGAGCGUCAGACCAGAAUGCUGUACGACGCGUUUGAGGAGUUCAAGCGGAUUGUCCUGCCAUUCCACGAUCAGCUUAUCGCUAUGAAGGAGAGUGGUGUCGACACAGCCUCUGAUGAGUAUCGCCGCCUUCGUACAAAGCUUGUGAAAGCUUUCCAUGCCAUGAAUGGACCAGAGCAACUGGCCGCCAUGGACGAAGGAACAGAGGCUGUGCGUCGUAAGAACAAGGAGCAUUACAUCAAGUCCACAGUCGAGAGAGUCAACAUGGACCAGUACCCUGAGUACAUCAUCCACGACACGUUGCCCAAGGAUGAUCAGAUCGCCAUGUAUCAGAACAUUCUCAUCCGCUUCAACAGGGGUGAGCAGCUUCCAGACCACGAGCUCAAGUUCCAUGCUCUGGCUCUUCAGUCCCAGGAGGAUGAACUCAAGCAGGUUCGCAAAGACAUCGCCAACAAGUCUACCAACAUCGUAUGGAUGAAGACUCGAGUGAGGUCUUUCUCCAUCUCGCCUCGUCAGUCGCCACACAAGACGCCCGAUCUUCCACCUGGUGACAAGCCGCCCAGGAAAGUCACCGAAAUGCCCAUCUGCGGUCCAAGAUAUAUCUUGUGUUUCGAACUGGAGCCUUUUACCCUCAGCGAUUAUGAUGAGAUGUGUCGCAAGACUUACAUCGAGGGACAACUUGCCGAUGUCCUCAGAAGGGGAGAGAAAUACAUGUUCGAGUUGAGCAAGCCCAAACCCAGACGCAAGAACUGGCGUCACUUGCUGCGCAAGGAAACCGCCAGUGACACAGAUUCGGACGAGUGUUCCUUCUAUCCCAGCAUUCCCUGGUAUGAGAUGAUGCAAUUGAUCCGGGAGAAGCGCGCUGUCGACAACUCCAAGCCACUCCCUCUAGUUUCGCCUGCCAAGAACGAUGUCGCCGAGGUCGUUAACAAUGACUUCGAUCUCGGUGAGAUAGAGGAAAUUUCCAAGGACGGCUUCAAGACAGGACCUCUUGCCAUGUCCCGCACUUCUGAGUUUGUUGACGAUGACUUCAACUUCAUCCUCGAAGAUGAGGAGGCUAUUGCUGAGGGUCGCCGCAAGGCUGGCUCUUCUGCCAUGGCCUACGCUCCUCAGUUCACUGAUGAUGACUUCAUUUUCAUUUUCGAGGAGGAGGAGGAUGAAUUUGCUGGUGGUGACACCAAGACCGACUCUCCUGCCAUGGACAACACAACCGACACUAUCAAGGACUCCGACGAUGACUUUUCGUUUGACCAGGAUAAGACAUCCGAGAUUGACGUCGAAAGCAUCUCUCGCAUCAUUAAUGCCGUUUCUGAAACCACGUCUCUCAACCAGGAGAUGGCAGAGACUUCCAAGGGUGACUUCUUGGCUGACUACUACGCCAUGCGCCACGUCACCGAGGCUGCCGAGAAUUCCGACGACGAGUUUUCGUUCGACCAGGAUAAGUCAUCCGAGAUGGACUUCAACUUCAUCUUUCCCAUGACGGAUCAGGUCCCUGAGACUCUCGAGACCACUUCUCUCUAUGAGGCGAUGUCCUCUGACUAA
Molecule: messenger RNA, 2285 nt
Organism: Aureobasidium pullulans EXF-150
Lineage: Eukaryota; Fungi; Ascomycota; Dothideomycetes; Dothideales; Saccotheciaceae
Exons: 2
Coding region: 153-2285 (710 amino acids)
Source: RefSeq, a predicted model, not a curated record